Messenger RNA from Carcharodon carcharias (great white shark), 3489 nucleotides. Its product is annotated as protein phosphatase 1M-like. Gene Ontology annotation, molecular function: protein serine/threonine phosphatase activity. Gene Ontology annotation, biological process: protein dephosphorylation. The record is from RefSeq and is a predicted model, not a curated record. NCBI's taxonomy places the organism in Eukaryota, Metazoa, Chordata, Chondrichthyes, Lamniformes, Lamnidae. The coding region runs from base 99 to 1568 and encodes 489 amino acids. The transcript has 10 exons.
GGUUUGUUUUCAAGAGGACUCGGGAGAUCUUGAUUCGCACCGGGUUAGCCUAGACGCCUGGCAGACGGGGAAGGGCUGGAGGGCAAAAGCGGAGGCGCAUGAGGUUCAGCCACCCAUCCCCGCCCGCCCUGUCCAGAAUCGGGAGCAUGUUUAAGAAGUUCAAGAGAAGGGUGGCGGUGGCGGCUGCGGCGGCGGCGGCGGCGCCUGCCUCCAGGAACCGGCCGUCCUCUGCCUCUUCCUGCCGGGAGAGCACGGGCAAGAUCUACUGCCGACCGCACUUUCUGCAGCAGAGUCCGGGGGAGACGAGCCGGAACGCGGAUCCGCAAGCCAGGCCGGUCCUGCUUCCUCCGAAGAGUAAGAAGCUGCCUUGGCACACGGGCUAUGCAGAGGUUAUAAAUGCCGGUAAAAGUGUUUUCAAUGAAGACCAGGCAACCUGUAGAGCAAUCUUCCUCCGAGAAGCAAUUGACAUUGAAGAAGAAUGGGUCCUUUUGUGCCCAAACGAAGACGCUCAAGAACAAGGCAUCUUUGCCACCUACUGGGGAUUAUUUGACGGUCACAAUGGCCCCAUAGCUGCAAUACUGGCAUCUGAGCAACUACAUCACUGCAUCAGAGAACAGUUGGAGGAAAUCUUGGAAGUUAUCGGCGGCCCCUGCAAUGUCCCACCCCCUUUGAAUCUUAAGGGACACAAGGACACGCAAACCGAAAUAAGCUAUGGAAUAGAAAAGAAUAUUUGUAUCGAGAACCUGGUGAAAGGGGCAUUGGAGAUGGCCUUCAAAAACUGCGAUGAACUGAUUGAGCACUACCAGGCAUCUCAUAAUCAAGCGGGAGGCUGUACUGCCCUGGUUGUUCUCUGUUUGCAGGGAAAGUUGUAUGUAGCCAAUGCUGGAGACAGUAGAGCAAUUAUAGUGCGCAAGACAGAAAUUCUACCUCUGUCCAAUGAAUUCACAGCUGUGACUGAGAGACAAAGGAUUCAGUAUCUGGCCUUCCUGAAGCCCGAGUUACUUGGUGAAGUGUUUUCAAGAUGCGAGGUUCCUCGCAGAGUGAAAAGGAGUGAUAUUGGGGAGAAAAUCUUGUACCGGGAUUACUUCAUGUCUGGCUGGGGAUACAAAACCGCACAAGAAGAUGACCUCAAGUACCCUGUUGUGCAUGGAGAUGGAAGACAGACUCGAGUGAUGGGGACGAUUGCAGUCACACGAGGUCUUGGAGACCACGGAUUAAAGGUCUAUGACACUGACCUCCAUGUAAAACCAUUUUUAUCCUGCAUUCCUGAGGUUAUAAUCUUCGACCUGGGACAACAUGAAUUUGGGCCAAGUGAUGUUCUCAUAAUGGCCACUGAUGGAUUAUGGGAUGUCAUAUCUAAUAAGGAAGUGGCAGACACCAGCCAAAGAUUUUUGGAAGAUCAGGAGCAUAAUCCACGCAGGUAUACAAUGCUGGCCCAGUGCCUUGUAAAUAAGGCAAGAGGUACACCACAAGACAAUGACUGGAAACUGGAAGAUGGCAGCUUUGCUUCAUUCGAUGAUAUAUCCGUAUUUGUGAUACCACUGCACAAUAUAGGAGGCACGGUGUAAAUUUUGGUCAGAAGAGAACCACAAGGUUUCUGUCGCUGCCCACUGAUUUUGGUGUUCCAAGCUUAAACUUGUGUUCGAAGUGGAUUUCAGAAUUGCUGCAGGUCAAAGAGGAAACACCAUCAUGCAAAUCUGCCCAAGUUGCUGAUCACUCCUUUUCCCUUUGCAAUUUCACAAGUUAAAUGAGAACCUUCACCAGGAAAAAUAGCCGUUCAGUUCAUCCACUUAAUGUUUUGCCACCAGAAAGAAAGUUUCCUUUUAUCUUUGCAAAAUGUUACUUCAACGAGAGAGCGUUGUGUGGUAAGUAUUGGGUUUUCACCCAAUGAUGUGGGUACUGUUCCCAAUCGAAAGGGAAGGCACACCGCACUGCAUUCCUGUACAACUCCUGACCCCCAGCUUAAGCCCCAUUCUGGGUGGCCACUCCUGGGUGUCAAUCUAUGCUGUUGACCAACUUGAGUGUGAUGGACCAGUUUGAACAACAUGGGUCAAGGUUUGGAAAUGGGUCUCCUGUCCAUUCUUUUGUUCAUUGCCACACUAUUGCAGAGAGAGGGGGUCCCUCAGAUACAGAAUAUUGAAGUAUAAAAUGAGGGCUUUUUUGUAAAGUUAUUCCAAUUGACGCAUUUUGAUUGAAGGACUACAAAUGUAUUGGUGAAAAUAGAGAAUGAAACUAUGUACUUGGAAAGACCCAGCCGUAGGUAAAGAGAAUAUCUCUAAUAAUGUGUUAAUGAGAGGGACAUCUCCCACCCAGUGCCAUCUUCUCAUAUGCAUAUUUAGUUCUCUGUAUAAAUAUUGAAGGACAGUUAAUUUUCUUAAGUUUUUCGGAAAAAAGAGGACCAGAAUGUAAGUAUCCACAACUAUAACCGGUAAGACUUUUCAAAAUACAUCGGCUCUCAGAACCAUAUGCCACAACCACAUGGAUGCACUAACUGAACUGUACACCGAUGACAUCAGAAAUCUCAGCUUUGUCAUCGAAACAACUCUAGAAAAAGCGAAGAUUGUUUUAGAUUGACUAAUUGAUGCCGUUUUGAAAUAUUGAGACAUUUCGUCAAACUGUGAGGUACUUUACUUAUAUGUUUUUUAAAUCAAAAUAUUCCAGCAGGUGCUUAAAGGAGGGGAAAAAAGGUAUACAUCUGUCAUUCAAAAAGCACGUGAGGCUGAGUUUCUGCAGGGAUUCCCUUCAUCGUCUGACAUAACUGUGAUAGAGCAACUGGGGUAACCCAGCUUUAGAACUGGAACAUGUGCAGUUUUGGGGAUCUCUGCAGCUCUUCUGCAAACAUUCCGGGGAAUAAGUGAGAGAAUCCCUGGGGAAUCUCACACCCAAGGCAGUUUUUUGAAAGUCUACUGAAUCUUAGCCUCAUAAUGCCCGGUAAAUGUAACAGCAGGUUCAAUGUCUGGUGUGUGUCGAAUUUACUGUGGUGUAUCUAGGUUGCUCCCCUUGGGUCUGGAUCUAUGAAAUGUAACUGCAGAGAUUCAUCAUACCUCAUUGGCACACUGUCACUCAUAAACCUUUUAGCCUUUAGCAGGAUUAUCAAAGAGGUUUAUCUCUGCAACUUUCUAAGUGCCAGAUGUUGGAAUACCUUAAAACGUCUUUUGUAUAUUUUUGAAAUGCUGAAAUGUAUGGGGUCGAAUUAAAUAAUUGAAAGAAAAAAAUUGGGGAGCUGGUGAUGAAUUUUGAUCAAGAGCUCAGCACUAAGCUCUGGAAUAAACUUGUUAAACUCCUCUGCCUUUUAAGAUUCUUAAAAACCUUUGGCCAAGGUUUUGGGCAACUGUCCUGACGUCUAACCAUCUCCCCCUUGACAUUCAAUGGCAUUACCAUCACUGAAUCCCCUGACCAUCGACAUCCUGGGUGUUACAGUUGACCAGAAGCUGAACUAGAUCAGCCAGAUAAAUAUUGUGGCUACAAAAGCACGACAGAGGCUAGGAA